Ctenopharyngodon idella (grass carp) is the source of this 3940-nucleotide messenger RNA. It is a transcript of the gene edil3a, whose product is annotated as EGF-like repeats and discoidin I-like domains 3a. The coding region runs from base 520 to 1830 and encodes 436 amino acids. The record is from RefSeq and is a predicted model, not a curated record. Gene Ontology annotation, molecular function: calcium ion binding. Lineage: Eukaryota; Metazoa; Chordata; Actinopteri; Cypriniformes; Xenocyprididae. The transcript is spliced from 10 exons.
AAGAGAGUGUGUGUGUCAUAAGUCUGUGAUCGGAAGGGAGGUCAGAACAGUUAAGCCUCUGUACCUGUUCUACAUCAGAGCAAAAAGAGCGUCUUUUGAAAUACACUGACAGUGUCCCACCCAUUUGGAUUUCGCCGUUCGUUCUGUGUAUUGGAGGUUCCAGGGCUGCUGGGGAGGAGCGAGGCUCGUCUUUAUCAGUAAGACAGCGCCGCUGCUCGAGCGCUACACUGACCGUCUGCCGCGCGCAAUCACCGUUUGAUCGGGACCCGCGCGGAGUCUCUCCGUUAUCUCGCCGCGUGCCACUGCAGCAGAAGGGCAAGAGAAACUCCUGAGAGGAUCACUUAUUUCAUCUCCGCUGACCCUUCCUAGGAGAAAAACACUGACUUUACUGACACCUGUCCAGGGAGAUACUUAGUAGAAAACCAUUGCGUGUAACUCAGUGGGAAAAAAAAUAAGUUUUAACCGUAGGUACCGUUGGACGUUUGUAACCUUGGAACUCGUAGCUGCUGUUCGGUGAGGAUGGGACCGUUGCUCGUCUCCAUCGCCCUCUGCGUGCACCUCGCUGUCCCGCAUCUCGUCAAAGCAGCAGAUGGUGAGGAUCCGACUUCAGCAGGACCCUGCCACCCAAACCCUUGUCACAAUGGAGGCACCUGUGAAAUCAGUGAAACGUUCAGGGGUGACACAUUCAUUGGAUACGUCUGCAAGUGCCCAUCAGGCUUUAACGGAAUCCACUGCCAACACAAUGUUAAUGAAUGUGAGAGAAGCCCCUGUAGAAACGGAGGGAUCUGCACAGAUCUCGUUGCGAACUAUUCCUGUGAAUGCCCAGGAGAAUAUAUGGGGAGAAACUGCCAGUACAAAUGUUCCGGUCCACUGGGCAUGGAGGGUGGAAUCAUCUCCAACCAGCAGAUAACAGCCUCCUCCACUCACCGAGCUCUCUUCGGCCUCCAGAAAUGGUACCCCUACUUUGCCCGGCUGAAUAAGAAGGGUCUUGUGAACGCCUGGACCGCAGCCGAGAAUGACAGAUGGCCCUGGAUUCAGAUUAACCUACAGAGGAGGAUGCGGGUCACAGGAGUGAUCACCCAAGGAGCCAAGCGCAUCGGGAGCCCAGAAUAUGUUAAGUCGUACAAAGUGGCCUACAGCGAUGACGGAAAGACCUGGAGGACAUACAAAGUCAAGGGCACGGAGGAAGAUAUAAUCUUCCGUGGGAAUAUUGAUAACAACACUCCAUAUGCCAAUUCCUUCACCCCUCCUAUCGAGGCGCAGUAUGUGAGGAUCUACCCGCAGGUGUGCAGGAGACACUGCACUCUUCGCAUGGAGCUCCUGGGUUGUGAGCUCACGGGGUGUUCAGAGCCAAUGGGUAUGAAGUCUGGCCACAUUCAGGACUACCAAAUCACAGCCUCCAGCAUCUUCAGAACUCUUAACAUGGACAUGUUCACCUGGGAGCCUGGGAAAGCCAGACUAGAUAAGCAAGGGAAGGUCAAUGCCUGGACGUCUGGACACAGUGACCAGUCCCAGUGGCUGCAGGUUGACAUGCUUCGGCCAACAAAAAUCACAGGCGUUAUUACCCAGGGGGCUAAAGACUUUGGACAUGUUCAGUUUGUCGGCUCCUACAAGGUGGCUUACAGCAAUAACGGCGAGAGAUGGUUUAUAUAUCAAGACGAAAAACAGAAGAAAGACAAGGUCUUUCAAGGAAAUUUUGAUAAUGACACCCACAGAAAGAACGUGAUAGAUCCUCCCAUCUAUGCCAGAUUCAUCCGAAUUCUUCCAUGGUCGUGGUAUGGAAGAAUCACUUUGCGCGCAGAGUUAUUGGGAUGCACAGAGGAAGAGUGAAGACCCCUAUUCAUUUUCCCUUUGCUACACUUUGGUCCAUAUUCAAUAUAAACUCUGCUUAAACAUGUAAAAUUAAAAUUGGUUUCAUCCGAAUUUUCCUUUUUUUAAUAUUAUUUGUUUUAUUUUUUUCUUAAAGAGGUGGGUUUAGUCACCUAUCAUACCCUGCUUGUUUGUCCUUUUUGUGGUCUGUUCCAUUUAGUGAAUUAUUUCUAAUUCUAAUGCUUAUUUUAAGCUAAGUGGAGGGUGGGGGUUAUUUCACUGUGGUUUACGCAGUGGAACAAUAGCCACUGUACAGUGUCACUUUAAAUGAACAAAAAAUGACAUGCAAUGCUUUUUGGGCCAUAAUCAAUAAAUCACAACACAUAGCAGAAAAGACUAACAUUAAUAUGUAAAAUAUGUUUCUACUUUAAUUUUAACAGCAGGCCUGACUGAAGUUAUAUCACAACUGACACUGACAUUGUUGUGUAGACAAAAAUAUGAUGGUAUUGUAUUAUAUGUAAAACGCAAAAUAACUGCAUGAUGCAAAAAUGACUAGAAGUAUAAGACAACAAGAUGUAUGAGUUCAAAUUAAAGCAUUUCAUAGAUCAUUUUUAUCAAUCAUUUCAAAUUUUUAUGAUCUGAUUUCCUGUACUUUUCUAAAGACACUGUUACAUGCCCCAUAAUGUAAUGACAUGCCAUAAAAAUAAAAACAACACUACAGCAUCCAUAACAGGUUAAUCUUAACCAGAUUAACAAUGUCACACACAUAGACAACUGAUGGAAAGUUAUGAAGACAAAGGUACAUUCACUUACAGGUUAUUACGUAGGCAGUCUGUAACAACGACAGGAGAAUUUUUUUUUUAAGAAAAUAAUGUCCUUGGAAAUUAAACUUUUUUUUUUUUUAUGUGUACAAUAUUUUUUGUGUAACUUCCAGAUGUCUCAGUUUUUCACGCUGUUUACCUAUUACUUACAUGUACUACUGUAUUUUUGUUUUUCUUGAUUGUAAAAACCUCAGGAUAGAUGUCAAUUUUACAAUCGUACAAUUAAAUCUAACUUUGGUGGAAUGCAAAUCCCUCUGAAAAAUCCCACAUUUGUAUGUGCUUGUUAAAAAUGUGAAAGAAUAUAAACAUACAAAAAUGUGUUGUAUGGACUACACUAAGUGGGAUUAUUCUUUUCCCCUUCCUUUGCAUAUAACAAAGGCACCAUUAAAUAACAUGUAUGCAAAGAUUAGAUACAGAUGUUUAUACAGCUGUUAGGUAAUCAUCAAAAUGUAUUUAUUAAUUUUAAAGGUGAGCACCAUUGGGUUGUGAAAUCACUGCAUCAAUCUAUUUGUUACUUCUUCUUUUUUUAUGGAAAUUUUCAGGGCUCACAACACUUAUGUAAUAUAAAUAUACAAGAACCCAUGAGGGGGGAGGGGGAGGGGGGGUUAACACUAUUUGUACAGUCUUGAAUGUGACAUAUUAAUAAAAAUAAAAAAAAAAGGUCAGAGAUGUGUUGACAUGAAUUCCGCAUAUAUCAUACACCAGAAACAGCAUAUACAUCACGUGCAGUACCAUAUUUUUUAACUAACGGAUAAAUGUUGGCAUCAUGUUUCUAUGUUUAUCAUGACUAUUGACAUAUAUGGAGGUAAUAUCAGUAAUUCUUGUCUAACAUUUCCCUGUGUCUGUGAGAUUCUUCUCUAACACUGUUCAAAUGACUUGUGUGCACAUUUAACAGUUUUGUACAGACCUUUUGAGGAUGACUGUGUAUUAAGAAGAAAAAAAACGUCAAAAUAUGAGGUCCACAGGCACAUUUUUAAAAGAAUAACGAAAAUAUAUAUAUUGGUGGGUCUGAUAGUCCAGCAUUUCCAUUACAUGUGCUGUGAAUAGUGAUUGUUUGAAAACAUGUAUAGAGUUCAAAUCAAGAGAGACCCAGUGGGCCACAUAAUCUUUUGGUUUUGCGUUUAUGCUGUCAGAUGUUCAAAAAUAAAGUGUCAUAUUUCUUUUAUGUUCAUUCUGUGUCAAGCAAGUGCUAUAUGGUAAAACAUAAUUAUACUCUAUUAGUUAAAGCGAAGUGUACAAAGGAGGACAGCCAUUGCUAACAUAUAGACAGCUCUUUUGUUUGACAAAUAAAAAGACAUAUGUGAAAAAUC